Schistosoma intercalatum is the source of this 2308-nucleotide messenger RNA. Lineage: Eukaryota; Metazoa; Platyhelminthes; Trematoda; Strigeidida; Schistosomatidae. The record is from the annotation of a GenBank genome assembly.
GGCAAGGUUUAAACGUUAGGUCCUUUUGAAAUGUGCCCGCUCUUUCGUUUCAACGACCUUGAACGGCUUGACUAGAGGCGGUCAUUCCGUAUUUCAAUUGCCGUGGGUUGGUUGGAUUGUUCCUGCCUGGAGGAUUUGGUGAUCCCCUGCUACUAGACACGGAAGCCUGUUAAGCGAAAGCUUCUUCUAUUCCGUCCACAACCAUUUGAACCAUUUGAACAACUGUAGUAAAGCUCAACGAAAUGUCAAGUCACAGUGCUUCAUGCUCAAGUGACAUUUCAGUCGACCUAACCGAUGCCUUUCGAAGUAUGAACAAGCGUUUCGUCUUGUGGGAUGAUUUUGAAAGCGCCUUAAAAGAGUUCCAAAAAGUAUGGAAUUAUAAUUUUAUCGCUUCUCAGACUACUUAUACUCGUUACAUCCACACAGAAAGCAGAUUGCUGAAGGAUGUCAGGUUCAAAUACCUGUUUGUAUCAUUUAAUUGUACGUUUGGUCAUAAGAGGAAAUCGGAAGGUUUGAAAGUGAGGCAAAAAUCGUAAGAUCUUUAACUAAUAUCUUAUGUUUAAGGUCUAAAUUCCGUAAUUGUCGAUCUAAAUUUCGUGUAAGACUAGAGGAGCAAGGAUAUGUCAUCAAAUCCUACAACAUGCUCCACAAUCAUCCAUGUAGUAGUUCAUGGAUGGUAUGUGAUCCAUUGACAAGGAGAUUAUCGUCAGAAGAAAAAGAGAACUUGAAGCCCGUAAUACUUCACUGUGAGUCAGCAGAUGAAGUUAUCGAAAGCAUUAAGGAGAGAACUGGUAAGCAAGCAACUGCUGCCGAUGUCAAAGGUAUGAAAGCUACACUCUCCACUGGUUGUUUUACUCGGAACCAGGUAAUGGAUAUGCUUAGACAGAGAGGCGAAGUGAAGGAACAUUUAGAAAAUGGAUAUGCCACUAGAAUAUGUUUCAGUAGUUCUAACCAAAUACAACUGUACAGAAAAUAUCCAGAAGUUGUGUGCAUUGAUUCUACGUAUAAUACUAAUAAUAAAAAAUAUUCCUUAUUCCAGUUAGUAGUGACGGAUAAUUGCGGUCGAGGUCGAACUGUAAUGUUUGCAUGGACUCGAAGGGAAAAGCGUGCUGAUGUUAUAUGGAUUCUAGAUCAAUUCAAAGAGAUAAUGGGGGAUACAAUGUUGACUGAAACAUUUGUGAUGGACUGCGCAAGAUGUGAAAGCGCGGCUGUCCGUAUGACACACGGACAUGCAAACAUAAUUUUGUGCGCCUUUCAUGUAAUUCGCGCUUUCCGGAAAAAGACAAACGACAAAAUAAUGAAAGCCUACUUAACUCGAUUGGUAACUGCGGAGACGGUUGAAAGAUAAUUUUUGUAAUGUGUUUAUUCAAUAGAUUUAAUCAAUAUUACAGAAUAAUAAAUCGACGGGACAGAUUGAUAGGUCAGUACCUGUCACGUUUUUGGAUGGCACGUAAGACGAUGUGGGCGCGUGCCUUUUACGGUCAUGUUUUAACAUUGGGUAACAACACGAAUAAUCGUGUUGAAUCGCUGAAUAGGCAAAUUAAACGAUAUGUACGCAAAAGUGAUAGUCUGUACAAGUGUAUGUACAAGGCUUUAAAAUGGAGUGAUAUGACGUCAGCUAGAAGAAGUAUCGAAGAUCAAGUGAUAGCCGGAAGAUCUUAUAAAUAUAAUGCUCCUCAGCGUCUUACACCCCUGCUAAACAUUUUAACCCCAUUCGCUAGAUCUAAAUUGUUAUACGAACUUAAACAAAUGCGUUUUGUCUACGUGGAAUAUGAAAGCGGUGAUUGGUUGUUUAUGGUUGAUCGCGGACAACAUUAUGAAGUUGAUAUAAGCAUUUGUCAAUGCAAUUGUAGCACGUUUAUGAUGUGACGAUAUCCCUGCCGUCACAUGCUACUUGCCUACGUUAAAAGACGAAAUCUUACAGCUCAUCAACUUCUUAGGUAUUGUAGCAGAUGGAAGUUACAUAUUACCCAGAACUUCCAAAAUUAUACAUUAACUGCAUUAACACAACGGAGUGAAGUGUAUAUAAGUAUUCAACGAAGUCGAAGAAUCCAUAAGCAACGCAUCAUUGAGAAGUAUGAUGAACGUUUCGCAACGGAAGUUGAGAAGAAGGUGGACAAUUAUUACUUAAGAAUUCUUAAUACCAACUUGUAAACUUGAUUUUCUGCUUUAGCAGCAAUGAUUAUUCAAUAAACUGUCAUAAUUUUAAUUUUCACCUUAUUCCUAGUUUCAUGGGAAUAAAUAGCAAUGACGUUCAUGUGUAACUGUUUGUAAUAAUUAAGAAUGAUUCAGAAACCCUACAUCCACG